AUGGGAUUACAACAUAUCUUCUUCAAAAGAACCUCUUCCCUCACAAUUGCCAAACAAACAAUCAAUCAAUCAAUCAAUCAAUCAAUCAUGAUUAACGAUAAGACCAGACAAUCCACUCUUAAUUCAUUCCAAUUCAUGCAGAAGCAAAUCACAGAACAAGUUCAAGUUCUCCCCAGUCACGUCUCAGCAAUGUCCCUCACCACCGUCGAAACAUCCAACAAAAGAACCAAAAAAUUUGAAUCAGCACCCCUACCAUCAUUCAAAGAAAGUUUCUCAUUCCUUGAAGCAUCAUCACCAAGCCACGUACCAAGAAACAUCCCGGCCUUCCCUCAAACAACCAGUCCCACUCUGGACACGGCAGCACCAUUCACAGCACCUAGACUUUUCGUCACCUUUGUCCCCGUACCACAUCAAUUCAAUCAGGCAUUCAAUUCCAAUAUACCACCACAACCACUACCACCUUGUAGCAUCCCUUAUAACGCCACCGUCUACCAAGGCAAUCUCAUCUCUAACGCACCUUCGUUCCCCGUAAUAUACGGCAAGAACAACAACAAUACGGCAGUGUAUCGAGAAAAGAUUAAUUUCAUGAGUGGUCAGCCGAUGGCGGUGACCCAAGUAUCGCCCGUCAAUGCGAAUAUGGAUGAACGGUUGAGAUACAUCAAUAAUCAAGCGGUAAAGUAUCAGCGGGACGGUAAUCGUGCCCAGGCAUCCUCAUCCUCCGCAUCAUCCUCCACAUCAUCUUCCGCAUCGUCAUCUAAUGCUGGUAGUAGGCAAUCCAGUAAUAAUUGUUUGAUAUCAAAGAAAAGUUCCAACGGCAAGGGUAACGUGAAGAAAAGACGCGGUCAUAAAUUACACAUUUGUGUUGUUUGUGGGAAAUCAUUGACUAGAUCCACUUCGUUGCGGACUCAUAUGUUGAUUCAUACCGGAUCGAGACCAUUCAAAUGCAGUUGGCCCAAUUGUAAAGCUAGUUCCAGUGUGAAAAGCAAUAUAACGAGACAUUUCAAGUCUCAUUUGAAGGGUCAGACCACCGAGGGUGCCAAAGUGAUAAAAUGA
Naumovozyma castellii is the source of this 1053-nucleotide messenger RNA. RefSeq names its product C2H2-type zinc finger protein. The transcript has a single exon. The coding region runs from base 1 to 1053 and encodes 350 amino acids. NCBI's taxonomy places the organism in Eukaryota, Fungi, Ascomycota, Saccharomycetes, Saccharomycetales, Saccharomycetaceae. The record is from RefSeq and is a predicted model, not a curated record.